AUGGCUACUCACUAUACAAGAAAGCGGUUGCAAAUUCAAAUUGUGCUCUAUGUGAGAUUGUUAAUGCCAGGCGACGAUUCUACUUUUGCGAGCCAUUCAAAUGCAACACGCUCUAUUCAGGACGAAGCAUUUUUGAAAUUUCCCCGAUCUGAGCUGCGUUUUGCUGGAAGCUCAGAGAGCGCAUAA
Messenger RNA from Plasmopara halstedii, 186 nucleotides. RefSeq lists its product as uncharacterized. The record is from RefSeq and is a predicted model, not a curated record. Lineage: Eukaryota; Oomycota; Peronosporomycetes; Peronosporales; Peronosporaceae. Bases 1 to 186 code for a protein of 61 amino acids. The transcript is spliced from 2 exons.